UGACGUUGCGUUGAUGCGUUGCGUUGAUCGUUUCGUGUUCAUGUCGAUAUUUUCAUUUUGAAAAGAGUUGGAAUUCUCUUUUUUUCUAAAUAUUGUUUGCUUCUUGUUAUAUAUCUAACCCGCCUAUGUGCAUAAAAGCCUGCGCAAAGAGUGCAUACUCUAAUAUAAAAUGGAUGCUGCCGACUCUCUGCUAAGCGACAGUGCGGCUGGCAAGCAGGGUCUGGAAGAAGAGGAAUUGUUAUUGAAGCCUAAACCUAAACCCAAUGUGAAGUGUGACUUGGUCAAUGAAUGCAAAGUGUUCAUAAGGGCUGAAGACGGAGGGGGUGAUACACAUCUCAAUAUAACAGGGAACAUGGGCCCAGGGACUAGUGAGAAACCUAAGUUUGUGACUUCCACGCCCGAUCAGAAAAGAGAGAGCCCUUCAGAUAAUCAGAUUGCUGAUUCUAACCCAGAAUGUGAUAUUGAAGGAGUCCCUGACUUGCCCUUGGACGAUGGAAUGCCGAGCACUGUCACUGUGUUGGAUGCUCCUGACGGUGGAAAAGUUUAUUUGGUGGGCACUGCCCACUUCAGCUUGCAAUCUCAAGAAGAUGUGUCCAGGGUAAUACAGGAAGUGAACCCGCAUAUAGUAAUGGUCGAGUUGUGUGAGCAGAGAACCAACAUACUAUUACUAGAUGAAGAAAUAAUUUUAAGAGAAGCUAAAAAUAUUAACAUUAAGAAGAUAAGAGCGACAAUGGCCCAGAACGGAGUGUUCAACGGGCUCAUGUACAUCCUGCUCCUGAACAUGUCCGCGCAUAUCACACGCGAGCUGGGCAUGGCGCCCGGUGGCGAGUUCCGACGUGCCAUGGCCGAGGCCAAGAAAAUACCGAACUGCAUGGUCCAGCUAGGCGACCGCGCGAUAGACAUCACUCUGCACAGAGCCAUCGCGUCCUUGACCUGGGGCCAGACCAUACGCUUCGUAUGGCACUUGCUCACAUCCAACCAGUCUAUUAGUGUGGAGGAGGUAGAGAAGUGUAAACAAAAGAAGAUGCUUGAAGACAUGCUAGAAGAGAUGGCAGAGGAAUUUCCAGCGUUGAAGCGCGUGUUCGUGCUCGAGCGCGACAUGUACCUCUGCCACUCGCUGCAGGUCGCGGCGCUGCAGCCCCGGCGAGAGCCGUGCCGCAUAGUGGGCGUGGUGGGCAUCGGUCACGUGUCCGGCAUCGUGCAACACUGGGGCAAAGUGCGCUCGCAAGACAUCCCGCCCCUGCUCAAGAUCCCGCCAGAAUCCCUGUCGACUCGCAUCAUCCGCGUGUCGGUGCGCGUGGCGUGCGUGGGCGCGCUGGUGUACGCCGGCUACCGGCUGUGGCCGCGCCGCUGGCUGCCGUGAUGCACCGAAAUACCUAAUUGGACCAUCGGAAACACACAUAUAAUAAAUUUAGGAAGACUAAACUGUAAAUAUUACUGGAUGAAAACUCGCUCAUCAAUUAUCUGAUUUAUUAUUUUAUUAAUAAAUAGGUUAUUAGGCGCGAACACGAGUCUCUGAUUAGAAAGUUUAAUUGCUAAAAUUAUUGUAGUGUAUGUUUAUUGAGAUAUUACUUUGCAUU
Cydia amplana is the source of this 1580-nucleotide messenger RNA. RefSeq names its product traB domain-containing protein-like. NCBI's taxonomy places the organism in Eukaryota, Metazoa, Arthropoda, Insecta, Lepidoptera, Tortricidae. The transcript has 11 exons. Bases 170 to 1363 code for a protein of 397 amino acids. The record is from RefSeq and is a predicted model, not a curated record.